Molecule: messenger RNA, 5003 nt
Organism: Betta splendens (Siamese fighting fish)
Lineage: Eukaryota; Metazoa; Chordata; Actinopteri; Anabantiformes; Osphronemidae
Gene: tmtc2b
Product: transmembrane O-mannosyltransferase targeting cadherins 2b
Exons: 12
Coding region: 425-2974 (849 amino acids)
Biological process (GO): protein O-linked glycosylation via mannose
Cellular component (GO): endoplasmic reticulum membrane
Molecular function (GO): protein binding; mannosyltransferase activity
Source: RefSeq, a predicted model, not a curated record
UGUGUCUCCAGCAGCGGCCGCUCAGCAGCAUCAGAGCCGAUCCUCCUCCGUGCCGGGUAGGCGUGCUGUCGACGGCGCUGUCACACGUUCACCGAACGACGCUCGCCUUUUAUUUCCAGAGCGCGGCUCGCAGCGGGAUAUAAAGCUCCCCGGCUCAGAGCCAACAUGGGUUAGAAACACGGCGACAUAUGGAUUAUCCACUUUGCGCACUUCGGCGGGGAUGAUGGAGGGAGAACGGGACUUGUUUUCGCAGAGACAUCCUGACAAAGACGGGGACUGACGGGGGACUGGAUCCGGAUUCUCCGUCCCUCUCUCCGUCUCGCUUUUGCAUCUUUUAGCCUUUUUUCAACUGUUUUCCUUUUUUUAAAAAUCUUUUCUUUCGUUUUUAUUUUUCAUUUCCCUCGCUUGUGUCCGAGACAGAGCGAUGUUCGCAGAAUUGCUGUGCGGCGCCGUGGCUCUGGUCCUGUAUGUCAACACGCUGGGCGCCGAUUUCUGCUACGAUGACAGCCGUGCAAUCAAGACCAAUCAGGACCUGCUCCCAGAGACCCCCUGGACAAACAUCUUCUACAAUGACUUCUGGGGGACUCUGCUGACGCACAGCGGAAGCCAUAAGUCUUACCGGCCUCUCUGCACCCUCUCCUUCCGCCUCAACCAUGCGGCGGGCGGCCUGGAGCCCUGGGGCUACCACCUGGUCAACGUGCUCCUCCACGGCGCCGCCUCGGGCCUCUUCACCUCGCUGGCCCGCCUGCUGCUGGGCGGCGGGCGCUGGAGCCUGCUGGCCGGCCUGCUCUUCGCCUCGCACCCCGUCCACACGGAGGCGGUGGCGGGCGUGGUGGGGCGCGCCGACGAGGGCGCCGCCGUCUUCUUCCUGCUGUCGCUGCUGUGCUACGCGCGGCACUGCGCGGCGCGGGGCCGUGCCGGCCCGUGGCGGCCCGCGGCGUGGCUGCUCGGCAGCCUGGGCUGCGCCGCCUGCAGCAUGCUGUGGAAGGAGCUGGGCGUCACCGUGCUGGCCGUGUCGGCGCUCUACGACGUGUGCGUGUUCCACGGGCUCAAGCUGCGGCAGAUCGCGGCGCUCGUCUACAAGAGGAAAAACGUCCACCUGCUGCUCGGCGUCCUACUGCUGGCGGCCUGGGGCGCCUUCCUGUUGGCCUGCCGCUUCUACUGGAUGGGCAACAAACCCCCCAACUUCUCCAACUCCGACAACCCGGCGGCGGACUGCCCGUCGCUCCUCGCCAGGACGCUGACCUUCCUCCACCUGCCCGCCGUCAACUUCUGGCUCCUCCUCUUCCCGGACACGCUCAGCUUCGACUGGUCCAUGGACGCCCUGCCGCUGGUGAGGAGCGCGGCCGACUGGAGGAACGCCCACACGCUGCUCUUCUACCUCGGGCUGCUGUCGCUGGCCUGGUCGGGCCUGUGGGCGCGCCCGCCCGCGGCCGGGGGCAAGGAGGCCCACGGCAACGCCCACGGCAACGCCCACGGCAACGGCAAAGCUCACCACUACACCAACGGCAGGAACGGAAGCAGUAAUGGACACAGCUACCAGUGCAACGGCCACAACCACACGGACGCUCCAAUCACAGGUGCACAGAACGGCACCAGGAACCGCUACGAGAGCAGGACGCUGCCCACCACGGAGAACGUGGUGGUGUUCUCCCUGGGCCUGCUGACUGUCCCCUUCCUCCCCGCCACCAACCUGUUUUUCUACGUAGGGUUUGUCGUGGCCGAGAGGCUCCUGUACAUCCCCAGCAUGGGCUUCUGCCUGCUGGUUGCCGUGGGGAUGAGGUCCCUCUACGUGCGGCUGCGGCGCCGGUCCUUCAGGACCGCGUUGGUUUACUGCAGCGCGUCGCUGGUCCUGCUUUUCGGUGCCAAGACCGUGCUGCGGAACCGCGACUGGCAGAAUGAGGAGAUGCUCUACAAGUCGGGGAUUUCGGUGAACCCCGCUAAAGCGUGGGGGAACCUCGGAAAUGUCCUGAAGAGCCAGGGGAAGAUGGAGGAGGCCGAACAGGCGUACAGAAACGCGCUGUAUUACCGCAGCAACAUGGCCGACAUGCUGUACAACCUCGGUUUGCUGCUGCAGGAGAGCAACAAGUUCUCCGAGGCGCUCCACUACUACAAGCUGGCCAUUGGGAGCCGGCCAACUCUGGCUUCUGCUUACUUGAACACAGGCAUCAUCCUGAUGAACCAGGGCUACCUCGACGAGGCCAAGCGGACCUUCCUGACCUGCGCGGACAUCCCCGACGAGAACCUGAAGGACCCCCACGCCCACAAGAGCUCCGUCACCAGCUGCCUGUACAACCUGGGCAAGCUGCUCCACGAGCAGGGGCAGCAGGAGGAGGCCCUCUCGGUAUUUAAAGGAGCGAUACAGAAAAUGCCAAGACAAUUUGCACCACAGAGCCUCUACAACAUGAUGGGAGAGGCCUACAUGAGGCUGAACAAGCUGACUGAAGCUGAACACUGGUACAGGGAGUCGCUGAGAGCCAAACCCGACCACAUUCCUGCUCACCUCACCUACGGCAAACUCCUGGCCAUGACGGGGCAGAAAACAGAAGCGGAGCAGUACUUCCUGAAGGCCAUCCAGCUCGACCCUACUAAAGGAAACUGUUACAUGCAUUACGGUCAGUUUUUGUUGGAAGAGUCGCGGCUGCUGGAAGCGGCGGAGAUGGCGGAGACGGCGGCACGUCUCGACAGCCGGGAGUUCGACGUGGUCUUCAGCGCCGCCCACAUGCUCAGGCAAGCCAGCCUAAACGAGGCAGCCGAGAAGUAUUAUGGACAAGCAGCGACCCUUAGACCCAAUUAUCCUGCAGCUUUGAUGAACCUGGGCGCGAUCCUCCACCUCAACGGGAAGCUCCAAGAAGCCGAGGCCAAUUACCUGCGAGCACUUCAGCUGAAGCCGGACGACGCCAUCACCCAGUCCAACCUGCGCAAGCUGUGGAACAUCAUGGAGAAACAGGGCCUGAGGACCACGAGCCCCUGAGCUCACCCCUGCCCACCUACUCGCCGUGCGGAUGCCAGACCUGGGCAAGGGCCUGCAUGCACGUCCUCUCCUCCGGGACCCAUGGAGGAGACGCGGGGGUGGGGUUGUUACUGUGCUGCUCCAUCCACCUAAGGACUUCUGAGCUUCUCAUACAACUCAGGCCAGCAGCUUUCCUCAGGAGCAUCACUCACAGUUUGGCCGGCACUACGGUGCAUGGCAUUUGGACUCUUAAGAACUUUCCGUCAAAAUUAACACACUUGUUUUUUUUUACACCUAGAGCACUUGAAGUUAUCGUAAGACCCUACAGUAGGUACACCCUUCAACAAUUGUGAUGAGUCAGCGCUUUUUUGCUUAGCUUUGUUUUUUUCUAGAUCAAAUGGAUGAAUGAGCCCAAGCAGCCAGAGAGACAGUUGAGAGUUGAGUCUGAGAGCUGCAGUGAGGGUAUUUACCACCACUACUUUAAUAAUGUUUUUUUUCUUUUCCAUCUUGAUAAGCAUGAGAAAAUAAGGUAACUUAAGUAAUUCAAAGAAUAAUCAUGUUAAUCGAGUUUUAAUCUGUAGCCUGAGAGUCUCUUCAAGUCCAUGGAGCCGUUCUGUUUUACUCUUGGGAUGAAACACGCUUCAUAAUGAAGGUAUAAAAAUGAGUGCCAUUGCUGGAAAAGCAUUUGUAGCAGAUCUUUUCGCAUUAGGUCAAAACUUGAAAAAGGGAAUUAAACGCAUCAGCACACCGCAGCACAACAACCGCCUGUAAAAGCAAAGGGAGUGAUUUUCUUUUCACACUGUAAUGCCUUAUAAUAGAAGUGUACAGUAGCAUGCAGGUGGCAAUAUUUACCACUUCAGCUUGGUUUUUUGUUUUUUUCUCUCUUCACUGAUGAAGAAACAAAGUCACCACGGUAACCUGUUGACAACAGUGCGAAAAGCUUCCCAUGGAAGUCACAGACGAAGAGGCCGGUACGGUGCGUUCGGGGACACGUUCACCCCCACGCACCUGACGCUGCUACGAAGAAGUCGAGCUGAAACACAUGAAGGAGGUCCUAAAACCAAAUACAAGAAGCUUUUCACAGACCUGUGCUCUGUGGUAGCAUGUCUAAGGGAAGUAUUGCAACACCUAUGUUUGUGUUGGUAUGAAACUAAUUGCAUUACCUUUGUAUAAAUGAAUCUUAAUAUAUACUUACUUUGCUUAUAGCUUCAAGAAUCAUUCAGCAAAAAAAUAGCCAGGCUUAAAAUGGAAGUUUUAAGGUGGUUCAAACAUGAAGUAUUUCACACAUCAACAGUCUUAAGGUCUCGUUUUGUAUAUAUUCGGUGCAGGUAGGAUCUGUGUGUUGGUUUGUUGAUGUCGGCAUCUGACGGCACCUUCCCAGAAGAACAUGUGUAGUGUUUGUGAUCAUAAUCGCUACCACCGCCACAAACCUCCCGAGCUUCCUGUGUCUUUAGUUUGUUAUGUUGUAAGUUAUUGCUUUGCGUUUCCAUAGCAACAGAACCAGCUGGUACUGUGUUUGUAUAUGUAAAAUGAAGGAAGUGACCAGACGAGUUGUUUGUGGUCGUUGCUGGGAAAAAAAAUCAGCAAAUUUGUGGUGUCAACGGUUUUUGAUUUUCACUGUUAUGGCCACUAGAGGAACGUUUGGGGAAAGGAUCGCAGUUCACUCCAUUUGGGCCUCACAUCUCACAAAAGCCAUGUGUUAAUUUCUCCUGUGUGUAUAUAAAGUGUUUAUGAACAAACACUCCUAAUUGUUAUUGCUUGAGUGACGAUGGAAGAAAAUGUAAAAGGAAAAAAAAAAAAAGCCUCGCGUUCCACUCUGUGUCCGUCCUCAGGGAUCUCGAGAAGAGUGUUACUGCAGAAACCUGUUCACAGAGCGUUUACUAAAUUAAAGAUUUAUUUUUGAAAGUUGUUGUAUUUGUAUAAAUUAUCAAGAUUUGUAGCCGUUUUCUCAUUUUUGUAUCAUGAAGAUGAACAAUGUGCAAGAAUAGAACCUUUUCCCCCCGUCUUGCUUUUUUUCCACAAUAAAUUUAUGGUGUUCUGCUUUUGCUCA